AUGUUUGCUAACGCCAGACAAGCGCCGGCUCUCAGUGACUCAAUACGUUCGCCAGCACCUCGCUCUAGUACAUUGAAAGCAAAGAACUUGUACGUGUAUUUCAAUCACUCCUUGUCAGAAGGCGUAGAAACGCUCCAAAAAACGCUGGGGGCGCUAAGUAACGAUUCUCAGUUGGGUGAUCCAGCAAGAAGAUGCUUGAAACGAGACGAUUUCUUCGAGAAUGAUAGUGUAAAACCUUAUUUGGAGCGAAAAAAGAGAAAGAUUGAAGAGAAGAUAGGUGUGGAGGUAACACUACAUAUGGCAAACAAAAUCCUGGGUAUCGCAAAAGAAAUUGCCUACCAAAAGUCUCUUGAUUGUCUAAAGAAAUGGCAGAGAAAAAAGAUUCGCGUGGAUGGGCUUGAUGAUACUGAAGAAUUUGAGAAUGUGUGGGUUGAGUUGAAGGGUGGUGUUGGCACUCGGCACGAAUCCGAAAACAGCAACAAUCGUGAGGAUCUAGAUGUGUUGCUAAAAGGCUUCUCGGUAAUGUCUGCAGUGCAGGCUCUAACAAUGCCCAGAAGAAGCAAAGAAGAGGAUCUGUGA
Paraglomus occultum is the source of this 579-nucleotide messenger RNA. NCBI's taxonomy places the organism in Eukaryota, Fungi, Glomeromycota, Glomeromycetes, Paraglomerales, Paraglomeraceae. The record is from the annotation of a GenBank genome assembly.